CUCCAUUGUUAUUUAAGAUAAUUCAAUUAAUUAGUUAUCAAAUAUACUGAAAAAUAUCACUGUAUAUUGAAUAAAAGUGUUUUAUUUUAUUUAUUUAAUACUACAUUUUUAUGUCAAUUGACAUAAAGAUUAUAAUCAUAACCUAAACAUUAACUAGUAAAUAAUAUCUUUUCAAUUUUACAAUAUAUCUCGAAAUUAUUGGGUUUUGAUAGUGUUAUAACAUUUUAUUGCCAUGAAUCUGCCACGAAUAUUAAUAAUAAGCACUGAAAAAGGAAAAGCUAAUGAAAUUGCUAUGAAUAUAGGAGGAGUAAAAUUAUCUAACCAAGAUCAUUUUGAAUAUCAUUUAUGGAAUAUUCAAAACAAAUAUUACAAAACUCAAGUGUUAAUAUGUUCUACAGAAAAUUUUUCCCAAGAUAUUUCAGUUGAUGGUGUAGAAGCAUUAAUUGUACAUCAUGAUCCACAGGCAGCAAAUGCAGAUCAGAAUUUGAAGGAGUGGUCAUCUUUGAUUACUUCUUUAGCAGAAGCUGAAGUGCUAUUGUUUUCUUGUCAUUUUAUAACAGAUACUGUUAUUAGGAACAAAGUGAUAAAAUGGUGUUUACAAAAUAGAUUUGAACUUAUUGAAUUAAAUCGGCCAGAUGUGGAUGCUUCAGAAGCUGAUUCAGAAAAUAAUAAAUAUGGUAUUGAGAGGAUUAUUGAAGCUUUACAUGCUCAUAUGUGGCCAAACAUGAUACUUAAAGGAAAGUCAUCAGAUAUAGAAGAAGGAACUGAUAUGAAUGAAGUUGAAGAGCAAUUUGAAAACAUUGAAUUAAGUCAAGAUUCUACAGAAACAUUACCAAUGGAAAACAUGCUAGAUGGGAUUAUGGGUGAAGAGAAUGCAGACUUUGGGGAACUGUUCAGUCAAUUGAGAGCUAUGAAAGAACAUGCAGCAUUGUUGCCGACUAAUCAAAGGCGAAUAGCAGCUGAACAAUUAGUCACUGCUUUUUGGAAAGCAAUGGGUGGUGAUCCAUCAGAAAUGGAAGAUUAAUCCAUGUAUUAAUUGUACAAUGCACUCAAAUUCAUACUAGUGUAAUUUUAUCUUAAUAUCUU
Messenger RNA from Eufriesea mexicana, 1086 nucleotides. Its product is annotated as alpha- and gamma-adaptin-binding protein p34. The transcript is spliced from 6 exons. Lineage: Eukaryota; Metazoa; Arthropoda; Insecta; Hymenoptera; Apidae. The record is from RefSeq and is a predicted model, not a curated record. Bases 233 to 1024 code for a protein of 263 amino acids.